This is a messenger RNA of Salpingoeca rosetta, 2924 nucleotides long. Its product is annotated as solute carrier organic anion transporter. Lineage: Eukaryota; Choanoflagellata; Craspedida; Salpingoecidae. Bases 105 to 2924 code for a protein of 939 amino acids. Gene Ontology annotation, cellular component: membrane. The record is from RefSeq and is a predicted model, not a curated record. The transcript has a single exon. Gene Ontology annotation, biological process: sodium-independent organic anion transport; transmembrane transport.
GCACACACAACAACACACACAGCACACACAACAACACACACAGCAACUCAAGCAAACCCAAAAGCAAACCCAAGCAAGACAGCACCUCCACCACCACACAGGACAUGAUGUCCUCCCACUCUGACAAGACAUUCCUGUUGGACGAGGACGAGGACCUCGCGGGGGAUGACAGACCAAGCACAACCGCCGCAGUCGUCGGUGAGGCAUGGGCGUUUGAGGAUACAGACGCCAACACAUCCGCGAUUCUUACCCCAGCAACAGAAGACGACGCACCCCCAGCAUACCACGCCGAUCAGGAAGAGGAGCACGAGCGGAAGGAUCGCCUCGCUGGCAACAGCUCGCACGCGGCUGCCACAGCGUCAAAACGGAACAUGAUUGUAUCCUCCUCAGCAAACGAGCAGGUGUAUCCACACCACGCUCCUCCAACACGCGCUCAACACGGCCAUGACGAUGACGACAGCGAUGACGACAGUGACGCGUCAGCCUCACCCUCGUGCUGGCUGUUCAAGGCACACUGGUACCUGGUGUUCUUGUCCAUGUUUGCUUUUGGCCAGAGCAUGAUCAUCAGCGGCGUCUUCCCCAUCAGCAUCACGUCCAUCACGCGCCAGCUCGGAUACACAAACGCGCAGGUGGGCAUCCUGCCAUCGCUCUACGACGCCACCAUCGCCAUCACCGCCAUCUUCAUCACCCACCUCGGCCAUCGCGCGCACAAGCCGCGCUGGUGCGGUUACGCCGCCAUCAUCUUCACGCUUGGCGCCCUCACCAUGGCCGUGCCGGGCAUCUCCUACAAGCCCACGUUCCACCCAGGCGACACCGACUCGGAAGCCCAAACACUGCCAGUCGCGGACCAGCAGGCAGCGGCAAACCAGUCAAGCGUCUCCCAGCUCCUGUGCUCGUUCACGCCGCGCCCGGACGCCUGCACAGCACUGCAGGCCGACUACUCACUGGGCAAGGUCUUGUUCCUCGUGUUUGUGCUGGGCGAGCUGCUGAUGGCGGUUGGAGCGUCGCCAAUCUACAACCUCGGCGUCAGCUUCAUGGACGACAACGUCGACCCGGGCAAGACGUCCCUCUACGUCGCCACCAUGUACACCGCAACGGCUGUGGGGCCAGCCAUCGGCUUCCUGCUCGGGGGCGCAUUUCUCUCCACCUACGUGACCCUGCACUCGCCACCCACGGGCACGGAUCAGGAGUCUGCAACGUGGAUUGGCGCCUGGUGGCUGGGGAUGAUCGUCGCUGGGUGCAUGACUGCCACAGCCGUCCCCUUUCUCCUCUCCUUCCCGAAAGCGCUGCCCGGCACGGCAUGGAUCAGGCGGCUGCGCGCCUCCGCCCAUGCCGACGCCGGCAGCGCCCGCGGCAGCGAGGACGGCGGCAGCGAGAUAAGCGCCAUCCGCGGGCGUGCACAGCGGACACACGGGAGCCUGCGACUCCGUGGAGACAGCCAGACCGCAUUUAGCGACGACGUGAGCAGCGAUGCAGGCAGCAUCAGCCCCCGCAGCACCACCCGCAUGCUCUCUCCGCCGCGACAGUAUGAUGUCGGUGGCACGGAGAGCGAGACAGAUGUGGAUGACGCUGUAUCGCGGGCGUCUGCUGCCCACGACCACGCCACUUCGCCUGCUGCCGUGCUGCCAUCCAUGACACACGACGCCAGCGACUACGAUGCCAACAACCAACACAGCGCGGAUACACAAGCGAUCAGGCCAGCAUAUGGGGCUGAGUCUGAGGGCACGGCGCCACGGCCGCUCGAGAUGCGUUCUCCGCUCCGUCGCAUAUGGGCGGUGGUCACGGGCGCGGGGGCAGACGUGCGCGACAUCCUGAGCAACCCGACCUUCACCGCCGUCUCUGUGGGGAACACGCUCGACGGGUUUAUUGUCGGCGGCGUGGGCACGUUUCUGCCUGCGUUUGUGGAGACGCAGUUCCACGUGUCUGCCUCUGAGGCAAGCUUCUACACGGGGGUGGCCAUCAUCAUGGGCGUGACCACGGGCACCAUGGCGGGCGGGUGGCUGGUUCGGCGCCUCAACCUCACCGCAAAGCAGACUGCCCUUGCCAUUGUGUGCUUUGCUGUGAUGACGCUGCUGUUUCUCAGCAUGUUCCUCGUGACGUGCGCGACGCUUGAUGUUGCCGGCGUCAACACCCCCUACAACUACAUGCAGGACUCGCACGACAUCGUCCCCGGCUGGGGCGACAACGUGACUGGGCCCGUGUGGGAAGGGUGCACGCCAGACUGCCACUGCUCCCUGCGCGACUUCCGUGCGGUGUGUCAUCGCCCCACGGGUGUCACCUUCUUCACACCCUGCGCUGCAGGCUGCACACUGGACCUCUCUGCUGAGGGCAUGUAUGGCAACUGCUCCUGCGUCAUACCCGCCAACACCACGACGACAACAACGACGACAACAACAACAACGGCAAUGCCAGCGACAACGCCUGUUGCUGGUGGUGGUGGGAAUGGCACGUAUGGCGAGGUGGUGCACGUUGGGCGGUGCAGCGGCAACUGCAACUCGCUUCCGGUCUUCCUUGUUCUCCUGUUUGCAGCCAUGGUCACCCUGUUCAUGGCAGCGGUGCCCGUCACGCAGGUGCACCUGCGCUGUGUUGCCGAGGAGCAGCGCAGCAUGGCGCUCGGCGUGUCGCAGGCCCUCUCGCGCCUCUUUGGCGCUGUUCCCGGCCCCAUCAUUGCGGGCGCCCUUCUUGAUCGCGCGUGUUUGCUGUGGGAGGAGCGCUGCAACGGCACACGCGGCUCCUGUCUCCAGUACAACAACCCGCAAAUGGCGCGGACGCUUGGCCUGGCCACCCUCAUUGCGAAAUGCGCGUCGGUGGUUGCGUACUUCUGGGGAUACUACCGCUUCCCGCGCCACAGGGACGUUGCCUAUCAAUCUGACAAGAAGCAGAUUUACGAGCUGCAAGAGCAAGGCGACGAGUCUGUGGCCUGA